Messenger RNA from Papilio machaon (common yellow swallowtail), 1141 nucleotides. RefSeq names its product carbonic anhydrase 7. Lineage: Eukaryota; Metazoa; Arthropoda; Insecta; Lepidoptera; Papilionidae. The transcript is spliced from 7 exons. The record is from RefSeq and is a predicted model, not a curated record. Gene Ontology annotation, cellular component: cytoplasm. The coding region runs from base 158 to 1129 and encodes 323 amino acids. Gene Ontology annotation, molecular function: zinc ion binding; carbonate dehydratase activity.
CGUUCGCGUCACAUCGCGCGCGAAAUAAUACCAUUUCUACCCGGUACUCGUGUGUUAAGUUCUGUGUAUUGUGAAUUAAAAAAUUUAAGACUUGUAUGACUAAACGUCGAGAUCAAAUUAAUUUAAACAUUUGUAUACAUCGCGACUGCAUGUAACUAUGUAUUUUGUAAUAUUAUUUGUAAUUACUGUACUUAAAGCAUUUCACUACGCAAACAGCGAAGAUUUUGGCUACGAUGGAGUAAUAGGUCCAGUGCAUUGGGGUGAGCGGUAUCAAGAAUGCAGAGGCAAGCACCAGAGUCCUAUCGACAUCAACGUGCUACGCGUCAAGCAGGUCGCUCUCCCGGACAUCACUUUCAUCGGCUUUGACGACUCUAUCGAUGAUGUACACGUCACGAACAAUGGACAUACCGUGUUAAUUGAAGUUGAGAAUGAACCGCAUCCCCGAGUUAGUGGCGGUCCUCUCGACGGUGACUACAUUUUCAGCCAGAUGCAUUUUCACUGGGGCGAUAACGAUACAUUCGGUUCUGAAGACAAGAUAAAUCAUAGAAGUUUUCCUAUGGAGCUACAUAUGGUGUUCUUCAAAGAGGAAUACAAAACUCCUAACGACGCGGUACGACAUUCGGACGGCCUUGCGGUUCUCGCCUUCUUUUAUGAGCUAGAUCGUCAUCAACACCCAGCUUACGAUGACAUAACAUCAGCGUUAUCAAACGUGACAGAACCUCAUACGAGUGUGGUAAUGAACCAUCCCUUCUCGUUCCUCAACAUACUACCUUACGAUUUGAACCGCUACUUCACGUACAGAGGAUCUCUGACUACUCCGCCUUGUUCUGAAGUUGUCAUAUGGCUUGACUUCGAGCAGCCCGUGAGAUUAGCUCAUGAUCAGAUAGAAGUAUUCAGGGAGCUACGAUCCGCAACUGGUAAAAUUCGACACAACUUCAGACCGAUACAACCUAUAGGAGAUCGCGUUGUUUUCUACAACAUAGAUAAUAAAUAUUUCAGUUACAAUGAAGUCGACGAUCCCAAUGAAGAUAUUCCAAAAAGAAAAAAAGGACACAAUAAUAGUUAUGGAUUAGUUAGCAGCGUUUAUACUGUACUUAGUUUAAUUAUAAUCAAUGUAAGUUUGCUUUAAUUUAGAAAAUAA